AUGCGGGCGGCCUGGGUGCUGCUGCUGCUCCUGGGCCUGUGGGCACGGCUCUCCCUCGGCGUCAUCCCAGCUGAGGAAGAGGACCCAGCCUUCUGGAACAGCAAGGCAGCGGUGGCCCUGGACAGGGCCAAGAAGCUGCAGCCCAUUCAGACAAGGGCCAAGAACCUCAUCCUCUUCCUGGGGGACGGGAUGGGGGUGCCCACCGUGACAGCCACUCGGAUCCUGAAAGCACAGCUGAAGGGCAAGCUGGGGCCUGAGACCCCCCUGGCUAUGGACCUCUUCCCCUACGUGGCUCUGUCUAAGACGUACAACGUGGACAGGCAGGUGCCGGACAGCGCAGGCACAGCCACGGCCUACCUGUGCGGCGUCAAGGCCAACUACGGCACCAUCGGCCUGAGUGCGGCCGCCCGCUUUGGCCAGUGCGAGACUGCGCGCGGCCACGAGGUCCUGUCCGUGAUGCACCGCGCCAAGAAAGCGGGGAAGUCGGUGGGAGUCGUGACCACCACGCGGGUGCAGCACGCCUCGCCGGCCGGCACCUACGCACACACGGUGAACCGCAACUGGUACUCGGACGCCGACAUGCCUGCAGACGCGCUGCGGGCGGGCUGUCAGGAUAUCGCCACGCAGCUCGUCAACGCGGACAUCGACGUGAUCCUGGGUGGGGGCCGCAAGUACAUGUUUCCCAAGGGGACCCAGGACCCUGAGUACCCAGAUGAUGCCAGCCAGAGUGGAAUCAGGCUGGAUGGCAAGGACCUGGUGCAGGAGUGGCUCCCCCACAACCAGGUUGCUCAGUACGUGUGGAACCGCCGGGAGCUCAUUCAGGCCUCCCAGAACUCGUCUGUGAAGCGCCUCAUGGGCCUGUUCGAGCCGGCAGACAUGACCUACGAGAUCUACCGGAACACGACGCGGGACCCGUCCCUGAUGGAGAUGACCGAGGCGGCCCUGCGCCUGCUGAGCAGGAACCCCCGCGGCUUCUACCUCUUCGUCGAGGGGGGCCGCAUCGACCACGGCCACCACGACGGCAGGGCUCAGAAGGCACUGAUGGAGGCGGUCAUGUUCGACAACGCCAUUGACAGGGCGGGCCAGGUCACCAGCGAGAGCGACACACUGACCCUCGUCACCGCCGACCACUCCCACGUCUUCACGUUCGGCGGCUACACGAUGCGCGGGAGCUCCAUCUUCGGGCUGGCCCCCAGCAGGGCGCAGGACAACAAGGCCUACACGUCCAUCCUGUACGGGAACGGCCCGGGCUACGCGCUGGGCGGCGGCUCCCGGCCCGACGUCAACGAGAGCCAGAGCAGGUCCCCGCGGGCUCCCACACCUCCGUUCGAGCCCCGCAGCCCCCUCCCCAAGCUCCCGCACGUCGGAGGAGAAGCCAGCGCCCCGGCCAAGGAGGGACUCGGACAGCCCAGCCUCCUGCCUGCUGCCCUGCGAGGACCCGGUGGCACCGUCCCAGAGGCGCUCCCGCGGGGCUGCGACCCACUGGACCGAACACGGCCCAUCUGUGUGGUUGGGAAAGCUCGCAUGGCCAUCGGCAAUCUCAUCGCCAAGUACGAAGAUGCUGAUCUACUAGGAUAA
This is a messenger RNA of Tupaia belangeri chinensis (Chinese tree shrew), 1578 nucleotides long. It is a transcript of the gene ALPI, whose product is annotated as alkaline phosphatase, intestinal. Bases 1 to 1578 code for a protein of 525 amino acids. The transcript is spliced from 12 exons. Gene Ontology annotation, molecular function: alkaline phosphatase activity. Gene Ontology annotation, biological process: dephosphorylation. Gene Ontology annotation, cellular component: plasma membrane. The record is from RefSeq and is a predicted model, not a curated record. Lineage: Eukaryota; Metazoa; Chordata; Mammalia; Scandentia; Tupaiidae.